AUGUGUCCGACCGGACGAAUCUCCGAGCGAGGCUUGGAAGUGCGCACCCCUGAUGGCAAGUGGAUCUCGGCUCCGGGCAAGGACGCGGCAACGCCGUGGGAUGCCUUAGAAAAGGAGGGCGCUGUGGUGUUGAAUACGGGUGCCAUGCUGGCGCGCUGGUGUAAUGACUUUGUCAAGGAUCCUUUGCCCGAGUUCACGCGUGUUGAUGCGAAGAAGUACGGGCCCAUCACCGCCGAGGAAUAUCUGCGCCAAUGCCUCAAUGGAUCCUCAGAUGCCUUUAUUGGUAUUGCUGAGUCAAUUGGAUUCAGAGUUGUGUCUCGGAACACUCAGAACACCUUCGAAGGCUUGUUGCUCUUUUGGGCCGAAAAGUAUCCUGUGGACAGUCAGCUGCCCUUCACCUUGGCCAAAGCUGCCUCGGACGCUUCAGCCACACUCCCGGUGCGACAGGCAGCGCUCAAGGCGUUGCUGCAGCUCUUUCUGGCCUACAAGCGCGGUGCCGAGGGCCUUUGUGAUGAGGAGACCUUGGAGUUGGAGACCCACUUGGUGGCCUCCAUCGGAUCCAUCUUGGCCACGCGGCAGGGCACGUACGCGUCGGCAUGCAGCAGGAGCCAGUCGGUGAGUCGAGGAAGGAACGCACGCGUCGGGGGUCUUCUUUUCGCACAUGAUCAGCAGCUAGACGUAGAAUGUGUGAGUCUAAAUGUAUAUAAACCCGAACCAGUGGUAGUAGAAGGAAUAAACGAGAAUUGA
This is a messenger RNA of Durusdinium trenchii, 747 nucleotides long. Lineage: Eukaryota; Dinophyceae; Suessiales; Symbiodiniaceae. The record is from the annotation of a GenBank genome assembly.